UCUGGAAGCGGUUACUUUCCUUCACUGAAGACUCCGAGCAGUAGCUACUUUAGAGCCUGAAGGAGUGUGGAGGAAGAGGCUGCUGCUGCUCGCACUACCUCUCUUGCAUAUAGGCGCACAACACAAAGCCACACAGGCACACGCGCACACAUACACACAUACAUACAUAUAUGCAUAAAACAGGCAAGCAAGAGCAGGGGCUGGAGUAGCGGCGGCAGCGGCGGCAGCAGCGGCGGCGGCGGCGGCGGCGGCGGCAGGGGCAGCAAGUAAAACCCACACCCCAAAGCAAAGGAAAGCUCUUUUCUUCCUCUUUCUUUCUCUUUUCUCUGACACUGUUUGCUGGUCCACGGCACCGCAGGUCGUGCUCGCAAGCCUGAGGAGGAAGCACCGCGGGGAGAUUUUGAUGUGAUUUGAAGGUCCUCCCGCACGCCACCUCCCCCCUAUUUUCUCCGUCCUCUUCAGCAGAGUCAGCGAAGCCCGCUCCCGGGGAGAGAAAUGGAAUCUUGCAAAUGUGGCUUUAAUGGACUUCGGGCGCUGAUCCUCCCUCUGGAUUUAUAGACCGAAGCUGCCUUUCUCAAGAGCCCUGCAACUACCCGGGCCGGUUCUCUGGGGAUUACACCGUGCAAGCUUGUCUGGGGGUGGGUGGGACGGAAAAUUGAAGACGACGAGACGCCUUUCAGAAGGUUUUACCUAUUUUUUUUGUGGGUCCGGUCACUCGCGCGCUCUUCGGCUUUUGUUAUUAUUUUUUUAAUUUUCCUUUUUUUACCUUCAAAGAUCAAACGCCGUGAAUGUGCCCGGGCACACUGGAUCCCCACGGGAGUUUAUCGUUUGAGUUGCAUCUUGCGCUGUAUUCCGGAGCCCCGAGAUAGCAGGCGGGCGGCGGGGGGUGGGGGGGGGGACUCAAAAAAGAGUUUUUGCUUUGGGGGUAGCUGGAUUCUGGAAUCAUACGUUCGGAGGAGCGCUCGAAGGUCUACUGUAACUCAAAUGACUCAGUAAAUUGGCUUGCAGCAAUCACCAAGUGCACAGAUCAUUAUUCUUUGAUUAGGUUUUUAUUUUUUUAUUAUUAUUUUUUUUAAACCGAAAGAAUUGGAGAUACGGGCGCUAUACUUGGUCCUAUUCAGGUACGGAAAUCCCGAGGAGUUGGGAAAGGCUUUGCGAAAAGGGACUUGGAGCGGCUCGAGCAUGGCUGUGAGGAGGGACUCCGUUUGGAAGUACUGUUGGGGAAUUUUGAUGGUUUUAUUCAGGACUGCAAUUUCCAGAUCGAUAGUUUUAGAACCGAUAUAUUGGAAUUCCUCGAACUCCAAAUUUCUACCUGGACAAGGACUGGUACUAUAUCCACAGAUAGGAGACAAACUGGACAUAAUCUGCCCAAAGGUGGACUCUAAAACUAUUGGCCAGUAUGAAUAUUAUAAAGUCUAUAUGGUUGAUAAAGACCAAGCAGAUAAAUGCACUAUUAAAAAGGAAAACACACCUCUGCUCAACUGUGCCAAGCCAGACCAAGACGUUAAAUUUACCAUCAAGUUUCAAGAAUUCAGCCCUAACCUCUGGGGUUUAGAAUUUCAAAAAAACAAAGAUUAUUACAUUAUAUCUACAUCAAAUGGGUCUUUGGAGGGCCUGGAUAACCAGGAGGGAGGGGUGUGCCAGACAAAAGCCAUGAAGAUCCUCAUGAAAGUUGGACAAGAUGCCAGUUCUUCUGGGUCAACCAGGAAUAAUGACCCAACAAGACGUCCAGAACUGGAAGCUGGCACAAAUGGGAGAAGUUCAACAACAAGUCCAUUUGUAAAACCAAAUCCAGGUUCUAGCACAGACGGCAACAGUGCUGGACAUUCGGGGAACAAUAUCCUUGGUUCCGAAGUGGCCUUAUUUGCAGGGAUUGCUUCAGGAUGCAUCAUCUUCAUUGUCAUCAUCAUCACCUUAGUGGUUCUUUUACUAAAGUACCGGAGAAGACACAGGAAGCAUUCACCCCAGCACACGACAACACUGUCCCUCAGUACACUAGCCACCCCCAAGCGAAGUGGCAACAACAACGGCUCUGAGCCCAGUGACAUUAUCAUCCCCUUAAGGACUGCAGACAGUGUUUUCUGCCCUCACUAUGAAAAAGUCAGCGGAGAUUAUGGGCAUCCAGUGUACAUAGUCCAAGAAAUGCCUCCACAGAGUCCAGCAAACAUUUACUACAAGGUCUGAAAGAACUCUCUGGUGGUACCCUUUGAUUUCCCAGAGGAAAUUUCCCGGUCAGAUGCUUUCAGUUGAGGGUUUUUAAUGACACAUUGUGCAUUAGGAUUGACUAGAGCACAGUGGGGGUGGGGGGAAAGGCACCAAGCCCCUUCGCAGAGAGCCUUCUUGAGCUGGACAGCUUACCUAGUCUGUAGAAUUUCUGUCUUGGUGAAUAAAUCUAUUCACUAGAAGCUGGAAGACUUUAUAUAGAAGAACCCAUUCUGAUUGCUGUACUCUUGUUACACACAUCAUCCUCCAAGCCAUGUGAUGCUGCGGGCAUUCGGGCAUGUACAAAAAGCCAAGGGAAGAAGGCGUGAUUUGUGGACAAUAAUCGGUCUAGGCGCACUGGGAAGGUGCCCUGGGAUCUCGAGCUCGAGAACGCAGGCUCCCUACUUGGCGGGGCUCUCUCUCUCUCUCUCUCUCAGCGCCUCCCGGAUAUGUCACAAAGACCUCUGUGGCUAAGUAAGACUCUUAAAAGUUCUCCUGCUUUUUAGUCCAUCACUGUUACAUCCACUUCUGUUCUAUCCAGGGUCCUGCAGGCCAUGCUUCUUCACACGAGAUUUCCUUUCCCUGCACAUCCGGCAUCGCUAAUGGAACAUUAAUGUCGUUGGGAGUUCUUGGCUCCCUCCAUUUGCUACAGCAGCUAGAGCUGAAUGGGUAAUACAUUUUCUAGAAAUUGUGUUUGCUAAUGAGGAGCCUUCCAGCCAGAAGUUAGGCCAUCCGCCGAUUCAGACUAGGAGUUCGUGGAUGGGGUUGGGGCGGGGGAAAGGGCUGACUGCAAGUGCAGUUCGACGCUGCUGCCUCUGAAACGCGAAGCUGGAAACAACAAAACAAAAACCAUUUCUAGGUAGCACAGCACUUUGGUUUGCUAAGUUGUAAGAGGCAAGUAGGAGACACAACACCACACGCAGUGGAUUAGGGCUGCAUUUGAAGGAAUUCACUGUUAUCCAAUAGCAAUGUUCAGAGAGAAAAAAUAGUACCUUUUGGUUCGGUAGAACAAAGGGGGGUAUUGUGAGUAAAUGAAUAAGCUCGGAGGGAAAGACAAUAGUAGGCCUCUGAUGAUAUAUUAGGGCAGGACUGUUGUGGUACUGGCAAUAAGAGAUACAGCUAGGAAGCUGUAGGAAAGUCUUAGUCUGCUUUGGGAUGGGUUUUUUUUUUUGUUUUUUGUUUUAUUUUGUUUUUUUAAAGCAGACUCAGCUGCUAUACUUAUCACAUUUUAUGAAACACAGGGAAAGCAUUUAGGAGACUAGCAGAGAGCCAAAUCUGACCUAGAAGUUCAAAAGCCAAAGGUCAAACGGGCUGUAAUUCCAUCGUCAUUGACAUUAUUAAAGAAUUCUCAUAUAUAAAAGGUAGGUCAGAUCUCUCCCCCUCCCCUCCCCCAUCCCCUGCCCCGAGACCCAGAUUGAGCCUUAUGAUACUUUGGUUUAUGGCGGUGCUGUCCCUGCUGCAUGGUGCAGUGUAGGUACUGUGACUGAGACAGCAGUUCACUCGGUGCUGUUUCCAAGUAAGCGCAUAUGGCGAACCUCUUAAGAAUCCACAAGACUGAAAUAAAUUAUGAUGUCGAGGGGGAGGAGGAAGAUAUGACUUAUUUAUAAUAGGUGUAUAGAACACAAGGGAUAUAAAAUGAAAGAUUAUUACUAAUAUAUAUUUUAAGAUUGCACAGAGUGCACACCAGAAGAUGUGAAAUUCAUUUGUGGCAAUUAAAUAGUCUGACCUCUUAGUGCUUUAGAACAAAAAGAAGAAGAAGUAGAAGGAAAAGAAGAAGAAUUUUUUAAAAAUUGGAUAGGUACUUCUGGGAAAAACAACUUCAUUCCAAAAAUAACAAUAAUGAGAGCAAAUACAAAAAUAACAAAAGUCCUCUGAAGGCAUCUCACGUAACAGUAGACUAGGAAAUACAAGCCCCAAAAUACCAGGAAAUCGAUGUUGCUACAUCAUAUUUUUAACAAUGACAAGAUGUUCCGGCAUUUAUUUUCUGUGUUGUGUUUUCCCUUGCCUUAUGGCUGAAGUGUUCGCUAGAAUCCAGCAGGUCACAUUGAGGGGGUUCCAGUUAAAAGUUUAGCUUUGGCUUCCCCUCCCCUCCUUCUCCCUGCCCUCCCUUCUGAAGGAAAAAAAAGGAAAAAAAAUAAACAUGAAACCUACUUUUUAUGUGCUAUGCAAAAUAGACAUCUUUAACAUGGUCCUGUUACUAUGGUAACACUUUGCUUUCUGAAUUGGAAGAAAAAAAUGUAGCAACAGCAUUUUAAGGUUCUCAAACCUCCAGUGAGUACCUGCAAAAAUGAACUGUCACAGAAAUGAUAAUUCUCUCUAUUUCCUGAACCUGAAAAAUGAUGUUGGUCCAAAAUGCGUGUUUGUGUGAGAGAAUGGGUGUGUGGCGUGUGUGUACAUAUAUGUAUAAUAUAUAUCUGCAAUAUAUAUUAUAUAUAUCUAUAUCAUAGUUCUGUGGAAUGUUACCAUGGUGACUAACCACAGUACAUAUGUAAUUCUUUCCAUCACCCCAACCCUUUUCUUCUUUAUGUGAAUCCAUACAAGAUUUUCUUGUAAGCCAUUAAAAUUUUAUUUUCAGGGUGGGGAGAGGGAAGAGAAGGGGGAACCUGGGAAUAGUGAGUCUGAUUUUAAUGAAAUCAAAUUUAUGUAUCAUCAGUUGGCUACAUUUUGGUCAUGUACUAAACUGUGAAAAAUCAGAUGAAUUGAUGAAGAGUUACCUGCAACCAAUUGAAAAUGUGUACUGUGUGUCUGUUUUGUGUCUGGUGCAGAAUAUGACAAUCUACCAACUGUUCCUUUAUUUGAAGUUGGUUCAGCUUUGGAAAGUUACUGUAAAUGCCUUGCUUGUAUUAUCAUCCCUAGUCACCUGACUUUGGAAUUUGCACCAUCAUGUUUAAGUGAAGAUGCUGUAAAUAGGUUCAGAUAUACUGUAUAUGGAUUCGGGGUGUUACAGUAGCCUUAUUCACCUUUUUAAUAAAAUACACAUGAAAACAAGACAGAGAUGGCUUUUCUUAACCAGAUUGUGUACAUAGAGCAAUGUUGGUUUUUUAUAAAGUCUAAGCAAGAUGUUUUGUAUAAAAUUUGAAUUUUGCAAUGUAUUUAGCUACAGCUUGUUUAAAGGCAGUGUCUUUCCCCUUUGCACUGUAAUGAGGAAAAAAAAUGGUAUAAAAGGUUGCCAAAUUGCUGCAUAUUUGUGCCGUAAUUGUGUACCAUGAAUAUUUAUUUAAAAUUUUGUUGUCCAAUUUGUAAGUAACACAGUAUUAUGCUUGAGUUAUAAAUAUUUUUUUCUUUCUUUGUUUUUUUUUAAUAGCCUGUCAUAGGUUUUUAAAUCUGCUUUAGUUCCACAUCACAGUUAGUCCUCCCCCACCCCCACCUCCCAGAAAAUGAAAUCCGUGAAAAAUCACAUUCCACGUCUGUUUCAAACUGAAUUUGUUCUUAAAAAAUAAAAUAUUUUUUUCCUAUGGAAAAA
Molecule: messenger RNA, 5665 nt
Organism: Monodelphis domestica (gray short-tailed opossum)
Lineage: Eukaryota; Metazoa; Chordata; Mammalia; Didelphimorphia; Didelphidae
Gene: EFNB2
Product: ephrin B2
Biological process (GO): blood vessel morphogenesis; ephrin receptor signaling pathway; axon guidance
Cellular component (GO): plasma membrane
Molecular function (GO): ephrin receptor binding
Source: RefSeq, a predicted model, not a curated record